CGGAUCACCAAGUGCCUGCCGAUCUUAGAGCGUCUGAGAAAAGAAAUUUAAAGGUGCCGCCAUCCUUUUUGCCCCAACGGUUGGACGCCCUGGAGACUCAGUUUUCCUUCUUGUCAAUUCUCCUCCUGCUUUCUUUUCUCUUUUCUCUUUUCUCCUUUCUUUCUUUGUGUAGCUCAUAAUCCAUUCCAUUUUUGCGGUCGCAAUUCGGUGGUCUGAGCCAAGAUGGCGAGUCCUGGUGAGAGCCCGCUUAACCGCGAGCCGCGUCUCAGGGAUCUUGUCUCCAGGUUCAUCACCAGAUCCGGAGCGUAUCAUCGGAAUCACAGCAUCUUCCCAGCUAUCGAUGGAAGUUUACACCUGGUCCAAGUCGGUGGCGAGGUCAAGCGGCCCUUGACACUCACCCUGACCCAGCUGCGAGAUGAGUUCGCUCAACAUGAGGUGACCUGCGCCCUCCAGUGUGCCGGCAACCGGCGGCAUACGAUGCGAACUAAGCUGAAAGAAGUUCGUGGUGUUGACUGGAGAGAUGGCGCCGUGAUGAAUUGCACAUGGAGAGGCCCAAGAUUAAGAGACGUUCUGCUACGAGCCGGGGUUAAAAGCGAAUAUGCAGCACAGAGUCCGCUCCAUGUAGAAUUUUUGUGCUUUCAGGCCAUGUGCGAAGACGACAACUGCUAUGCUGGCAGUAUUGAGUUAUGGAGGGCCCUCCAGCAGGACAAGGAUGUUAUUUUAGCCCUUGAGAUGAAUGGAGAGACACUCACCCCUGACUAUGGUUAUCCUGUCCGUGUAGUUAUUCCUGGAAUCAUCGGAGCUCGAUGGGUCAAAUGGCUCGAUUGUAUUAUGGUCCGGAAGACAGAGUCUCCCAAUUAUUACCAGGCACAUGACUACAAGGUCCUCCCACCCGAAGUUCUCACCUGGGAGAUGGCAGAAGAUUACUGGGAUAAAGCCCCAUCCAUGCAGGAAAACCUUGUGAAUUCAGUUGUCGCGGUUCCCGACGAUGACGAAACCAUCUUUCAGGGAUCUGACGGCCUAAUCGAAGUUAGAGGUUAUGCUGUUCCCCAGGGCGAUCAAGGGCCGGUGAUCCGCGUGGAGGUAUCAGGAGACGAAGGAAAUACGUGGGUUGAAGCUGAGCUACACGGUGCCGGCCCACAAAAUCGGUACAAAUGGUGCUGGGUUCUCUGGAAAGCACGUAUCAAAGUCGACCAGGGAUCAAAUAAAACUAUAUACAGUCGCGCUACGGAUGCAGGAGGCAAUACUCAACCGAUGUGGUCUGAAUGGAACAUCCGCGGCGUUGGAUACAACGGAUAUGGUGCUUCUUGGAACGUGACCGUGUUAUAGUUACACGAUCCUGGCAGAUACCUGUCAUCGUCUAUAUCAUAUCCUUAUUUCGGUUCCAUGACCCUCCUUUAUCAUUUCGUUACGAGAUGAUCCUCACAUCAGCA
Coccidioides posadasii C735 delta SOWgp is the source of this 1433-nucleotide messenger RNA. RefSeq lists its product as uncharacterized. Gene Ontology annotation, cellular component: mitochondrion. Gene Ontology annotation, biological process: sulfur compound metabolic process. NCBI's taxonomy places the organism in Eukaryota, Fungi, Ascomycota, Eurotiomycetes, Onygenales, Onygenaceae. The record is from RefSeq and is a predicted model, not a curated record. Gene Ontology annotation, molecular function: sulfite oxidase activity; molybdenum ion binding; heme binding.